UCUCUGAAAAUAGAAAGAAAUUAAAAUCUUUGAAAAUAUUUAUCUCUGAAAAUAAAAAAAGGAAAACUCUUUGAAAAUCAAUUUAUCUCUGAAAAUAAAAAAAAAGGAAAACUCUUUGCAAAUAUUUAUCUCUGAAAAUGAAAAGCAAAACUCCUGAAAAUUUGAAAAUUAAGAAAAAAAUAGUAAACUUUUGAAUAUAUUUUUUAGAAUAAAACUUGAUUUGAAUUUUAUUUCAAAAAUUGAAUUAAAUAGAAAAUUGGAAAUAAAAACAAAAAUUAGAAAUCAUUAAAAAAUAAUUUAAAAAUUAUUAUAAUGAAAUUGUUUAAUUUUCAUUCUUUUUAUUUAUCGCCGAGAAGUUUUGAGUCAUCAGCUUAAAAUACUUUUCUAAUGGGUUUUCCAGAAUUUAAGAAUGAUUAGUAAACGUGAGAACAGAAUAGAUUUUGCAAAAGAUAACAAUUAAAAAACUAACAAAACAAGUUUAAGAAAAUAAUUACAUACAUUUUUUCUGGUUUCUUUUAUCCUCAUUUACUGGAAGAGGUUUCAAAACUAAAUUAUAGUUUAAAACUUUAUAGUUUAUUUUUAUUGUACAAAAUAAAAUUUUAAACAAAAUUAAGAAAGGCAAAAAAAUUUGUAUAACUUUCGGUUUAAUUUUGUUUUGUAUUAUAAAUUUAAACUUAAAUUAAAAUAAAAAAAUUCCGUUAAUUAUAACUUUCUAACAUUUUAUUAGUAAUUGCUAUUUAUAAAUUUGUAAUUAAAGUUAAAAUUGUUUAAUAAAAAAAGUAAAUUUUAAAGAAAGAGCGAAAUGAAUGAUAGAGUUUUUUUAAUUCUAAUCUCAACUAAUUGUGAUUUAGAGUAAAAGAAACGUUUUACUGACGUUUAGCAAAGAAACAAGGUCAAAUGGAGAGAAUAAUGUCAUCAUAGUUCAAUGUUAUCAUGAUUAAUUUUGUGUAAUAGUAAUAAUUCUAUUAGAUACUCCUGCACUUGAAUUGAAUCUUCAAUUUAUUUUCUAAACGUGUUGCGAUAUAAAGUGAGAAAAAAAUUAUACAUUCCCUUUUCAUUUUCAGUUUCUUUAUUAUCUCUUCUGUGUAUAUAAAACAAUUUUUUUCUUCUUCAUUCUCUCACAUACAUGUGGAUACUUUGAUAUUAAAGUAGUUGCAAUUUUAAAGUAUCAUUAUGUAUAAACGGAGUGUGCCUCUGAUUCACGUCUUCUUGUGCCUCGUUUUUGCGAUUUAUUCACUUGCUGAAAAAGAAUGUGACGAGACAAAAUGUCCUGGUCCAUUGAGUUUCUAUAAGGACAUAAGAUGUAAGGCAAUUUACAAAAAUCCUGGCGAUUGUUGCGCAAUUAAAUAUGAUUGCUCUCAUCUCGAGGAAAGAUCAACGUCGAAAUGUUAUGCAAAUGGAAAUGUUUAUAAAAUUGGUGAAGAAUUGAGAAAAGAGGAUUCUCAAGUUUGCGACAUUGACUGCUAUUGUGAAAAAGGAUAUGGAGGAGUAGCUUCAUUUUCGUGUGCAGAAGUUGAUUGUGGCAUUGAAGAACCUAUUGACGAUGGAUGUUACAUAGAUCAAUCUGCCGAUCAGUGCUGUCCAGCAGAAGUCAUUUGUCCUACUAAGCCAGCAACGUGUUUAGUUAACGGAAAAAUUUUAAAAGAAGGCGAAUAUUUCCAAAUUGAUGACCAGCCGAACACGUCAUGUUACUGCAAACCAGGAUACAAGGGAGAAAAUAUUGAGCCAUUUUGUCACACUCCCAAGGGUAGUAUUUGUGGAACUGAAAUGAGGCACAGUUAUGAAAUUCAUGAAAAAUGUGCUCCCGUUUAUUAUUACGAACAAUCGCCUCAAACAUCGUGCAGUGUUUCUUACAGAUGUCAAAACAAGAAUGAUACGCUUAUUUCUCAUCCUGAAACUCGAAAUGGUCCUGAUAGCGACAAAACCAAUACUUGCACAUUUGGAAAUAUUGUCAUGAAAAUCGGCGACGAAUUGAAUCAAGCGACGGAUUAUAGUUCCGUUUGUGUAAAAUGCACAUGUGAAGUUCCUCCACUUCCAACUUGUCAACGACUUUCUGAUGACGAAUGCAACGUCACUGUUCAUCAAAAUUUUGAAUCUAAUAAUUAAAAAAUAUUAGAAAAUUUACGAAUACCUAUUAUUAAUGAUUUUAAAUCUAAUAAUUACAAAUUAUUAGAAAA
Molecule: messenger RNA, 2177 nt
Organism: Leptopilina heterotoma
Lineage: Eukaryota; Metazoa; Arthropoda; Insecta; Hymenoptera; Figitidae
Product: kielin/chordin-like protein
Exons: 7
Coding region: 1174-2106 (310 amino acids)
Molecular function (GO): protein binding
Source: RefSeq, a predicted model, not a curated record